Molecule: messenger RNA, 1044 nt
Organism: Owenia fusiformis
Lineage: Eukaryota; Metazoa; Annelida; Polychaeta; Sabellida; Oweniidae
Source: the annotation of a GenBank genome assembly
GUAUUCUUAGAAAAAAAUAGACAAACAAGUGUUUAUCGUUUACUUCACUCAGAAAGUCUUCCUAAAUUCCAUAACUUCAACUUCUCUAAUUUUCAACAAAAUAUUGACAUUUGACCAGUCUAUACUAAAGUACAAAAUAAGAACUCUAUAAAUAGGGCACAGUUGAGAGAAUACCUCAUUUAAAGAAAACGAUUUUUAAAAGAUCAAGAAAUCUAAAUCAUCAAGAAAUUAAUCAUCAUGGAGAAAAUACUCUUCAUUGCUGUCAUAGCAUGUGCAGUCAUAAGCUUCUCCAAGGCUGAUGACAUCUCAAAGAAGGUAGAACAUGCGCUAAGGCAGAAGAGAUCUUUAGUAGACUAUGGCAGGUGGUGUGGUCCUGCAAAUACCCCUAUAGGCAACCGUGGAUGUUCAUGUAGUACAGGCAAACAGACAUGCAGGCGGAGAUAUCCACCAAAAGAUGGCUUAGAUGCUGCCUGUGUAAAUCAUGACUUUUGCGCACACUGUUCAGACAUUGCUGGAAAGAGUAUUUUGCGUUACUGCCAUUGUGAAGAGAGAAUCUACAGUGAAGCUAGGCGAGCAACUUGCCGCACAGUGCAGUGUAGACUUUAUAAAGCAUCGGUUCAAACUUUAUUUGGGAACAUACCUUGCAUGUGUGGAAGACGGGUAGUUAGUAAUUUCAGAAGAUGUUAAAACUGUGAAAAUAUGUGGAAUAGACCAACUGAAUUCUACAUUCUAUUAAUGGAUAUGACAUCACUGGUACAAUUUAACAGCAAACAUAUGUGAUUACCUCACUUUAUUUUGAAGACUUCUUUGAAUAUAGUUAGGAACAGUUUGACAUUACAGUCUAGACAAUAUUCUCUUACUUCUUUAGUUCAGAAAUAGAUGAAAUGAUUUAUUAACAGCUCUAUAAAAACCAGACACAUAGAAGUAGAAAACCGCAUUGCUUAACAGUAGAGGGAUCAAACACUGAAACUUGGGAUUUCAACAAUUAAAAUAAUUUUUCUUUAUUAUUAUAAAGCAUCGAAAAAUUGAAAUAACUGAAAUAAU